Molecule: messenger RNA, 1551 nt
Organism: Daldinia childiae
Lineage: Eukaryota; Fungi; Ascomycota; Sordariomycetes; Xylariales; Hypoxylaceae
Product: putative mutator-like element protein
Exons: 3
Coding region: 1-1551 (516 amino acids)
Source: RefSeq, a predicted model, not a curated record
AUGGAUGCUGCGACGGCAAAGCACGUCGGUGCUCGAUUGCUAGGUGAAAUCGAAGAGGGGAGCUUAGAAGAGCUUCUAGACUCCCUUCGUGUCAACCUCACAGGCGGUUCCUCUAAUAAUAAUAUUCGUCCGGAUAUCCCCAUCCCGACCCUCGCCAACAUCGCAGCUCGCUAUCACAAGGCAACACAAUCCGCGCCGCCACCGGUCUUCUCAGUAAGCGGGCGCUAUCUUCCGCUCCUAUACCACUUAAUAUCAACUCUCAUUGCCGAACCACAUAACUACACAGUAGUCGUUAUCGACGCCGAGAGUCGUUUCAAUGUAGCCCGCCUUAUAUCUUCGAGCCCCUCGAACAAUAUUGCCAAUAGCAGCUAUCCAGCACAGCUACCUGAUCUGCGCCAUGUAUACGUGUACCGGCCGGCACAGGGGCAGGACCAAAUGCGGGCGGCGGUGGCGGCAGCAGGCGAGUGGAUGCUUUACGGGGCUCACGGGAGCCGAGCUCGCGAGUGGUGGGGCACGGUGGUGAUCGGUGGGGGAAGUGGUGUAAGUGUAAAGGGAGAUGUGAAUGCGGGAUGGAAGGGCUGGUUGAGGGUCGAGAGGGAGGAAGUAGCCGGAUUUCCGGCCGGUGUUAGUGUCGAAGAAGCACUACUAAACCAUGGCGCCAACAACAACGCAGAUCCCACAUCCUUCGGCCCACCCCAGCGCAAACGUCGUCGCGUAGGCCGACCACCUAAAUCGCAACUAGAGCGUGACUACCUCGAUCAGCGAGCCUCUAACAACCUUACACCCCCUCAACAGCCGCCGCCUCCUCAAGUCCAUUCACCACACCCCUUAAACAAGGGACCUUAUAACUCGGCCGAGGAUGCCGUCUUCUCCCUCCAACUUCACGUCUUUACGUCUGGAUACGGCGUGUCGCAGAAGCGUACCGUCAAAGAAAAGCUCCCCUCGGGACGUUACGAUCCCGAUGGUGACGUCAUUCGCAAGGACUUUGCGUGCGAUCGUGGCGGGGCCGACUUCGUAUCGCAGAGCACGGGGGAACGACGGCGUGAGAGCAAGAAGUGUGGAUGCGGGUGGAAAGCCGUGGUGCGACGAUUGAAACGGGAAGGUGAUUUAUGGUUUAUUGAUAUACUAGAACCGAAUCACAAUCACCCCGUCACUCCUCCGGAUCAGAUGCACACAAUCGCAUCGUAUAGACGAUGGCAGCGCGAGAACAACGCCGGGAUACGGACAGCAAUCGCAAGACUGGCGCGUGCCGCCGCUAUGCCCGCUCGACAGGUCGCCGACUACCUUAAAGGACAAUUCGCAGACCCAGAUCUAGCUCGUAUCGAUCGACAUAUCCUACGCGCUCUCAGUAUGAGCGAUGUCGAUAUGCCAGGUGGUGAUGCGCAGCAGAGCCAGACUGUAUUCGACGUCGUCGCGCGGAGGCCUACAAUUAUAUUGCAGGAAAACGCUGGAGAGAGCGGGAGCAAUGGGAAUCCAAAUGGGGGUGCCGUUACCGGUGUUCCUAUCGGUGUGGGUGUUAAUCCUACUGGUACCCCUAACCGGUAUCAAUGA